Messenger RNA from Effrenium voratum, 687 nucleotides. The record is from the annotation of a GenBank genome assembly. Lineage: Eukaryota; Dinophyceae; Suessiales; Symbiodiniaceae.
AUGUCCAAGGGCCAGGAGUUCUUGAAAGAGGCGAACUGGGCGGUGUGCGGGGACGUGCUCAACCCCGCCAAAGCCGCCUCCGAAGUCGUAGAAGCGCUCAAAUCCAAGAGCAAGACGGUGCAUCUGGUGAACCCUCGUGACAGCAGCGGCACCUGCCACGUGGGGAUCAAGGACAUCGGCCAGCCUGUUGAUGUGGUCGAUCUGUGUAUCAACCCAGUGGCAGGUUUGACUUUGGUGGAUGAAAUGGCCGAGCUGGGCAUCAAGAAAGUAUUUAUCCAGCCCGGCGCGGGGUCUGAAGCUGUACUCAAGCGCUGUGAGGCGGCUGCUGCGAAGACUGUUGCGGCCAUCGGCGCCAUGCGGAAAGGUGCCGCGCCCAAGAGUCGUGGCCGGCGCCUGCAGAGAGGCAAUGUGCCACCUUGCAACGUCACAGACGACGAGCCUCUCAUGCACUUGCUUCAGGAGCGAAGACCUGAAGACAAGGUUGAGACCGAGAAGAGCGAGCAGAGGAGACAGAAAGAAGCAGAAGUGGGGACAGCUGUCCAUCCUCCAGCGGCUCUAAGCGGAGUCAAAGUGAAGACAGCAGUCAAAGCACGGACGACAAGGACGCGGCAGACAAAGAAUCUGGCCGGUCUGGAAAGAGGGAACGCCGGAGCCGAUCGCGGAAACGCCGACGCAAGGCCAAGAUGA